Messenger RNA from Sus scrofa (pig), 1363 nucleotides. Its product is annotated as olfactory receptor 14J1-like. Lineage: Eukaryota; Metazoa; Chordata; Mammalia; Artiodactyla; Suidae. Gene Ontology annotation, cellular component: membrane. Gene Ontology annotation, molecular function: G protein-coupled receptor activity; olfactory receptor activity. The record is from RefSeq and is a predicted model, not a curated record. Gene Ontology annotation, biological process: G protein-coupled receptor signaling pathway.
GAUAUAAUAACUAAUGAGAAAGAAUAGUCACAUCAAAUACUUAUUUAUAAAUAUGAGUUUGUGUCUGAACUUGGUGAAAAUUUUAGUGUACAUAAAAUUAUGAUGCACUAUUAUUUCCCAAUAAUAAAAUAUUUUCUUCCCUUUGCCUGAAAUGGAUGACAUUAAAAUUCAUAAUCUACUUCACUUAAUUCUUAUGCUUAAAUCAGAGUACUUAAAAUUGUUCAAUAUAAUUAUUAGUAUACACAGCUACAUAGCAUUUACAGUGAUGUACUAAUGAUCCUGCCUUCCUGCCUUAACAUCCCUGAGUAAGUGGAUUAUAUUGCUAAAUAACAAAGCUUAAUUUCUAUAGGUUUCCACUUUCUCUUGCAGCCAGCAGCCUCCUUGGAAACUGAGAAGGAACAUGGCCAAUUUCACUACAGUGAGUGGGUUUCUCCUCAUGGGAUUUUCUGCCAAGCCUGAGCUAGAAGUCUUAUGGGCCUCUCUGUUCUUAGUCUUAUACUUAGUGGCUUUAACUGGCAACACACUCAUUAUCGCUGCAACUUCCAUGGAUGACAGUCUCUACUCCCCUAUGUAUUUCUUCCUCAAACAUCUUUCCUUCUUAGAUAUAUGCUAUAUCUCUGUGACGGUACCAAGGUCCAUUUGUAACUCUUUCAGGCAUACUAGCAGUAUUUCCCUCUGGGAAUGCAUACUGCAAUGUCUGGCUUUUGUUCUCUGUGCAUCUGCUGAGCUGGCCAUGCUCACAGUGAUGUCCUAUGAUCGCUACGUGGCCAUCUGCCUUCCCCUGCGCUAUGAAAUCAUCAUGAAUGUCAACACCUGUAUUCACGGAAUCCUAGCCGUCUGGAUCAGUGGAGUCGUCUCUGGAGUUAUGCAUACAUCUGCUACUUUCUCCAUCCACUUCUGUGGUGCCAACGUCAUCCACCAGUUCUUCUGUGAGGUUCCCCAGCUCCUAAAACUCGCCUGUUCUGAUGAAUAUGUCAGUGAGCUUGGGGUCACGGCCUUUCUGUCCUUGGUGGUACUUCUUUGCUUCCUCUCCAUUGGAUUCUCCUACACACGCAUAUUCUCUACUGUGCUGAGGAUCCCAUCUGCCGAGGGGAGAGCCAAGGCCUUUGCCACUUGCCUCCCCCAUCUAGCUGUGGUCACACUGUUUCUCUCUACUGGUGCCUUUGAGUUUCUGAAGCCACAUUCUGACUCUCCAACUGCAUUAGACUUUUUGCUUACUCUUUUUUAUACUGUUCUGCCUCCCACACUUAAUCCGAUGAUCUAUAGCCUGAGAAACAAAGCCAUGAAGGCAGCUCUACAAAGGGUUGUUAAAAGAAGAAAAGCUACCUCUUUUGCUGAGUCACGUCUAUCCCUUCCUCAUUAA